This is a messenger RNA of Ictalurus furcatus (blue catfish), 1695 nucleotides long. RefSeq names its product homeobox protein Hox-C5-like. Gene Ontology annotation, biological process: regulation of transcription by RNA polymerase II; anterior/posterior pattern specification. The transcript is spliced from 2 exons. NCBI's taxonomy places the organism in Eukaryota, Metazoa, Chordata, Actinopteri, Siluriformes, Ictaluridae. Gene Ontology annotation, molecular function: DNA-binding transcription factor activity, RNA polymerase II-specific; RNA polymerase II cis-regulatory region sequence-specific DNA binding. Gene Ontology annotation, cellular component: nucleus. The record is from RefSeq and is a predicted model, not a curated record. The coding region runs from base 35 to 490 and encodes 151 amino acids.
UUACAGCCACCGCCGCCGUCGCCGCGUGCGGGAGAUGAGCUCCGGUCCACCUGCUGAACAACAUCACCACCACCACCACGACUAUGACCGCGCCUCGGAACCGUCUUACGACGCGCAAAGCGGAAAAGCGGACGACGGGAGACACGACGACGCGUUCGAGGUCGAAAAGAAAGCAAAAAGCGGCGUGGACAAGAAAGUGAAAGCUGCGCAGCUAGCGCACACUCGACCGCAAAUCUACCCGUGGAUGACUAAACUGCACGUGAGCCACGAAUCGGAUGGGAAACGAGCGAGGACGAGUUACACCCGCUACCAAACACUGGAACUGGAGAAAGAGUUUCACUACAACCGAUAUUUAUCCAGACGAAGGAGAAUCGAGAUCGCGAACACGCUGUGUCUGAAUGAGAGGCAGAUCAAAAUCUGGUUUCAGAACCGCAGAAUGAAAUGGAAGAAAGACACAAAGACACAAAAUGAAACAUCAAUACUAAACUAAAAAAAAAGUAUUUGAAGUAACAAUGUGUUAUGAAUAGGUCUUCGGCUAUAUUACAAUUCAUCAUCAUCAUGAUAAUCACCUGGUCUUUAAUUUUACUACCAUGAUAAUGUACAUUGGCGGGGGGGGGGGGGGGGGGGGGGGUGUAACCCUCAAAGAUACAGAUGCUGUACCUGUAAUAGCCUGUAUAUAUUUAACCUAGAAAUGUGGAUAUAAUGUACACUUUACUCUGAAAUCUAAUUAGGGCCCAUUUAUGGACUUAAAGCCAUUGUUAAACGCACACUAUCCACAUUUCCAGGUGAAAAAUACAAAAACGUACAAAAGGUUCCACUGCAGAGACAAGGAAAGGUACAGGUUAGUACUAUUUUUCUGAGUGUGUAGGCAGUUUUAUAUAAUCCUCUCAAGUCAUGAAGGUGCAGACCGCCAUGUUAAAAUUUUACUGAGCUUCGGAGAUGAGAGGUGCACGUGCACUGCUCCUUAAACAUUGUUAGCAUUAAUUCAGCACUGCUGCUUCAAAUUAAUUCAUAAUUUUUCCAUCCCAGGCCUUAUGGUAGACAGGGCAGACGUUUUUUUGUUUUUGGGAUGCUGCCAAAAUGGCCACCUAUAGUGAGGAAUCCUCCUCCAAAAUAAUAAAUAAAGCUCAGGAGGGUCAUGAGAGCAUGAUGAUGUCCACAAUACCGAAUAACAAAUGAUCUGCAACAGCCUACUACUGAUAUUAAAUAAAGCAUGAGUGUCAUUUUUACAAUGUAACAGGUUUGAAUGUAAGAAUGCACCACUGAUGCUGGAGCUAGAGCACUUAAAUAUAGGCCUAAUACUGAGAUCGAUUUGUAUAAACGUGCAAGGAUGUAUUUUUGUCUAUAAUUUAUGAUAUUAUAACGCUUCAGAGCUACUAUGAGACACUAUGUCUACACCGAGGUCAGUGCACAUGAGCACAGAUUUAAGUUUUCUUUAAUCCUUAAUCUUUGUUGAUGUUUUAUUCUCUGCCUUACUUACAAGCUUGGAUAAGAUACUUUUUCUUUUUUCCUUUUUUUUUCUUCAGUAGAAAAAAUAACUUCAGUAUUUAUUGUGUCACAAACAAAGCAAAUGCUGUAUAUUGGAAAUGUUGCACACAUGCUAAACAGUCCUCAUGGCUGUGCAAAUAAUGGAUUCAAUAAAUAAAUGGAUGCAAUAAAUGCCAAUCCUGUACCGAAUAAAAUAUCUUAAAGUCA